This is a messenger RNA of Metarhizium brunneum ARSEF 3297, 873 nucleotides long. RefSeq names its product 4-hydroxy-2-oxovalerate aldolase (gene bphF). Gene Ontology annotation, molecular function: aldehyde-lyase activity. Gene Ontology annotation, cellular component: cytoplasm. Lineage: Eukaryota; Fungi; Ascomycota; Sordariomycetes; Hypocreales; Clavicipitaceae. The record is from RefSeq and is a predicted model, not a curated record.
AUGGAAGCAUUCCGGGCAUUGUCGCUUUUCCAGCCAUCAAACUUUGUCGCCGCCAUUCAGUCUACUCGCGACAGUGACUCGAGUGGACAGAAACGGUUGUUUGGCGCCAUGCUGUCUAUUCCACACAUGGAAGCGGCGCGGUCUGCGUCUGUGCUAGGGUUCGAGUUUAUUCUUAUUGAUGCGCAACACACAGCCAUCGAUGCCGAGAAUCUGGUGGGACUCAUUCGAACAAUCAACUUUACAAGCGAGGGCAAGACGUGUACGCUGGUGCGCGUUCCAGGCGCUGAAUCCCAUUUGCUCGCCUACGCUUUGGACGCUGGGGCAUCUGGCAUUGUCUUUCCGCACAUAAAUUCACGAAAGGAUGCCAUGGCGGCGGUAAACAAGGUCAGAUAUGCUUACAAGGGUGGUGAAAGAUCACUGGCACCAUGGGCUCUUGUGCCGUUCCUUACAGAUCAAGCACCGGAUGGACACACGGCCGAGACAAUCUCGGAUGAGCAUGUCGCCGUCAUAUGCCAGAUUGAAACUACCCUUGGGCUAGAAAAUGUCGACGAGAUUGCAGCUACACCAGGCAUCAAUGCCCUGAUGCUCGGCCCGGGUGAUAUGCGAGUCUCACUGCGCCUACCGGUCAGAGGCCCAGGAAGGAAAGAAGACGAUGCCGUAUUCUGCGAGGCCAGAGACAGACUGGUCAAGGCGGCCAAAGCUCAUCAAAUGGCGCUCAUGACUAUAGCUUUCAGGGCCACCCCGGGCAUUGAGGAGUGGUUAAAGGACUUUGAUCUCAUCGUUACAAGUUCCGAUAUCAAUAGCAUCGUCAGGUUUCAUCUAGAUGGCCGAGCGGCGAUAAGAUGCGCUUUGCGUGCAAGUAGUAUAGCCUAA